GUGCACUCGGGGCGCAGCGCGGCGCUGGACGGGGCAGCUGUCCUCUGAUCCACCCCUGCCUCCUCACUCUGUGGCCAUGAGAGCUGCCUACCUCUUCCUGCUGUUCCUGCCUGCAGGCCUGCUGGCUCAGGGCCAAUAUGACUUGGAUUCACUGCCCCCGUACCCAGACCACGUCCAGUACACCCACUACAGCGAUCAGAUAGACACCCAAGACUACUAUGAUUACCAAGAGGUGAGCUCUCGGUCCCCGGAGGAGCAGUUCCAGUCCCAGCAGCAGGUUCAGCAGGAAAUCAUCCCAGCCCCCACCCCAGAGCCAGGAAACACAGAGACGGAGCCAACUGAGCCUGGGCCUCUUGACUGCCGAGAGGAGCAGUACCCAUGUACCCGCCUCUACUCCAUCCACAAGCCUUGCAAACAGUGUCUCAAUGAGGUCUGCUUUUACAGCCUCCGCCGCAUGUACGUUGUGAACAAGGAGAUCUGUGUCCGCACGGUCUGUGCCCAUGAGGAGCUCCUCCGAGCUGACCUGUGUCGGGACAAGUUCUCCAGAUGUGGUGUGAUGGCCAGCAGUGGCCUGUGCCAAUCUAUAGCGGCCUCCUGUGCCAGGAGCUGCGGAGGCUGCUAGGGUGGAGCUGGCGUCCUGAGCCCUGGGCCCUGCACAGACCCUGCUUCAGGCCCUGCCUGACUGGUGCUUUCUCCCCAUCCCAUCUCCCUAUUCUGUAAAGCUGGCAGACUGCAGGCCUGGGGGGUGCAGGCUCUGGCGCCCCAAGCACCUCCCCCAGCCUGUGGCCACCCCUGGGGUGCAACAGAGGCUCCUACUGCCCAGGCUCUGCCCCGUGAGCAGGGGGCACCCAAGGCCUCUCCAUGGGACACAGGUCUCUGACGUGCCUUCUCAUCCCCCUAGGACAGUCCCCGAGGCAGGCUAUGCCCCUCACCCAGCUGGUCUGCCUGGAUUUCCUAUAGCUCCCUGGGCAUGGAUCACCUUUGUUUUAUACAAAAUUAAAAAUAAGUUUUUACAAAAGA
Messenger RNA from Chinchilla lanigera (long-tailed chinchilla), 1020 nucleotides. It is a transcript of the gene Mfap2, whose product is annotated as microfibrillar-associated protein 2. Lineage: Eukaryota; Metazoa; Chordata; Mammalia; Rodentia; Chinchillidae. Gene Ontology annotation, cellular component: microfibril. Gene Ontology annotation, biological process: embryonic eye morphogenesis. The record is from RefSeq and is a predicted model, not a curated record.